Medicago truncatula (barrel medic) is the source of this 1155-nucleotide messenger RNA. Its product is annotated as peroxisomal membrane protein 11A. Gene Ontology annotation, cellular component: peroxisomal membrane. The transcript has a single exon. Bases 84 to 869 code for a protein of 261 amino acids. The record is from RefSeq and is a predicted model, not a curated record. NCBI's taxonomy places the organism in Eukaryota, Viridiplantae, Streptophyta, Magnoliopsida, Fabales, Fabaceae. Gene Ontology annotation, biological process: peroxisome fission.
UUUUUUCUUCAUGUUUUGUCACGUUUCUCUACUAAGCAAGCAUAAGACAAAUCCUUCUUCAUUUCUCCAUUUUCGAAACAUCAAUGGCGUCUUCACAACAUGCACCUCCACCACCGAACCCACCACCACCAACCAACCUCUCCAUAACCCCAAAACCAAAAGAACGAGAUUUCUUAACCCACUUCGAAACCUACCUCGCCAAACGCGACGGCGUUGACAAACUUCUCAAAAUCUCCCGUUACACCGCAAAACUAAUCCUCGCCUCUAACCUCUCAGCUUCGGAUCCGAACCUCACUCACCGCCUCAAAAGCUUCGAAUCUAGCGUCGGAGUUAGCCGAAAAGCUUUCCGUCUCGGCAAAUUCGUUCAAGACCUCAACGCGCUACGUAACACGCGCGUUGAUUCCACACGCGAUUUAAUCUUCUCCUUUAUCGCUUACGGUGGUGAAGGAUUUUACUUUUUUAUCGAACAAUUCGUUUGGUUAUCCAAAACUGGUUUAAUCGAUCCAAAACGCUCUAAAACUUUCACGAAAAUAAGUGCUUAUGCUGAAUUUAUUGGUUAUUUUGGAAGCAUUGCGUUGAAAACUAGGGAUUUGAAGAUUAUUGUUGAGGAUGAAGCGUGUUUGAAAUCGAGUAUUGAGAUUAAUGUUUUGAGAGGGGAUGGUUGUGGAGAAGAGGAAAUUAAGUUGAGGAAAUUGAGAGAGAAGAUUUUGAUGAAGAAGCUUUCAAUUGUUCAAGAUUUGGCUGAUGGGUUGAUGGCUUUGGAUGAUAUUUUGGAUGGGAAGGGAUUGUUUUCCAAGCCUAUUGUCUUGUCAUCUGCUGGCCUUUUGUCUGCAUUGAUCAGUACUCAUAAGAAUUGGGUUUCUUGCUGAUUGAAUUUGUUUUACCCUUGCCGGUGCGUUUAUUUGUUCUUGUUAGUUACUUAGGAUUACACAUUACAAUUUUAUGAAAUGUAGUUUAUUUAUCUUUCGAUUACAAUAAUCGGUAAAUGUCCUUUAAGUACAGCUCAAUUGGUAGCUGCAAGGACGUUGAAUAACAUCUGGGUUAUAGGUUUAGUAGAAAAGGCUAGACUUAUACAGCGUGGCAAACCAAUGUUCAAAUAUGGGUUGAGAGAUACCCACUAUAAACCAUAAAUAAAAUUAUUAUAUCUUGUUGCAA